This is a messenger RNA of Physcomitrium patens, 4448 nucleotides long. RefSeq lists its product as uncharacterized. NCBI's taxonomy places the organism in Eukaryota, Viridiplantae, Streptophyta, Bryopsida, Funariales, Funariaceae. Gene Ontology annotation, cellular component: nucleolus. The record is from RefSeq and is a predicted model, not a curated record. Gene Ontology annotation, molecular function: DNA binding; transcription factor binding. Gene Ontology annotation, biological process: regulation of DNA-templated transcription.
CCUAGUCGCUUGCGCUGCAGCAGGUCGCGAGGCGACGAGGAGGAGUGAGAUACAGCAGCGUCGAAGCCAAGCAGAGGGGCGAGUGCUUGUAGCCCCUUUCGGCAUCGCCACUCAAUGGGGAAGCGGCCCAAGCCUGACCACCACCAUCCUCAUCAACUUGCCGUUGAUGUUGAUGCCCCUUCUUCUUCUACUCCUUCUCUCAAGCCCGCCCCCCUCCUGCCGUCUCGAGAAUUAUCAGUAGCUCAAGCGCACCCGAACCCCAGUGAGAUCGCUAUGGCGCCCGGCCCCUGGGUGCCUCAUUCUAUCAGCGUUGGAGUUGUAGGGCGGAUGGGCGGGGACGAUGAAACCGACGUCGCUGGUGGGAGCGUUGCCAAAGCUGCCAACCAGAGCCUCAAUCCCGUGGGUAUGCAGAUUUACUGGAACCUGUCGUCGUUGAACAUGGCGGUGCGUGAGGCUGCGGCCCUGGCGCUCGUGGAUGAAUUGCGAGCCAAGCAGGAGGAGUUCGAAGCUGGCGGGGGACAAGGUGGCGUCAGCGAGGUGCUUGGGGCGAAGGAGAAUGAUGAUUUGUUGGAAGGUUGUGCUCCUGGCGUGCAAUAUGCAUUGCGGCGGCUUGUGCGCGGUCUUGGUUCUUCUCGUGAGUGUGCGAGGCAAGGAUUUGCGACCGCGUUGACAGCUGUAAUCACUGCUCUUCCUGUUCUUCGAGGAAAAGCCCUGCUUCAGACUAUUCCCUCGAAUUUGGAGGUCACAUCUUCAAUGAAGAAGCAGGAUGCAAGAGACGGGCUCUUAGGACGUUUGUUCGCUUACGGAUCUUUAAUCCGGGCAAAGAGGCUUAUUGGGAAUGGCUCUAGUCCAGAAGAGAAGGAAUUGAUAACAGAAAUUGUCCAGCAACUAUUUGGCCUUGCUAAACAAAAAACAUUUCUUCGGGAGCCAGCUGUGAACCUAGUUUUUGACCUUGCAAGCAGGUUGCCUUCAAGUGCUGUCAGUGAGACGGUGUGCGCAGCUCCUGUUUUUGACGAAUGGUUGCGUAGGGACUUGGAAAGUCAAAGUGCGGACGCCUUGGUCUUAGUUUUGCAGUUGUAUGAUAAGCUACCAUCACAGAGCUCUCCUUUGCUACCCGAGUCUGGGAAUUUACAAGAUUUUUUUGAGGCUUCUCACUUGGCAAAACUUGUUCCUUGCUUGAAGGAGUCUUCCAGCAGUCAUCCUCGUGUACAUUCAGUAUGGAACCUCUUAUUAGACCGCCUCUUCUCUCUUUAUAGCGUUCAAGAGUCAUCGAAGAAAAAACGUGCUAAAUCUAGCAGUUCCAAGGAUAUAAAAGACGCAAAGAAAGUGGAAGAGGCAUUAGGGAAUCUCUGGAGUGUGGUUGUCGAUGGAGCGCUGUUGCCUUCUUCUCAUGAAAGAAAAAAUCUUGCAAUGGAGCUUCUCCUUUUAGUGCUCCCCAGAUUGCCGAACCCUGAAACUGUUGGUGUUGUCUUGUCCAACAUAUUUGUUCGAUGUAUUCUAGACAUUCUGUCUUCUAAAGAUACCCACCUUUUCAAAAGUGCCCAGAGGUGCUUGGGUGAGGUACGGCUGUGGGCUGAGAGUAGCAACUCCCGACGAGUUGCUGUUAUUGGGGCACUACAGAAAAAUAGUUAUGGGAAGUUUGAUACAUUAUCAAAAUCAUCUACUGUCAAAACUCUUACAAACGGAUUGAUUACUGAAGAAGGUGUGCUGGCUUUUGUUCACAAUCUUCAAGAGUUAUUCGUAGCCACAGAGUCUACUUUCGUGAAGGCGACUGAAAUUACUGAAGAUCCUGCCGAGUUGUCAGAAGAUGCUCUGAUGAAUGGUCACGAUAGUCCUGGAGCUAACGAUAGGAUAUGGAUCAUUGAGCAGAUGUGCGCUCUCUGUCGGCAGGUCAAGUUGGAGCCUAAAGCACAGGAAACACUAUACAGAGAAGUGAUAAAAUUCCUUGUUACACAUUCUCUAUUUCAGGCAAGCAAUGAACAAAACGGCGGAGGCGUCGAGAAGAAAAGCUACCGGUGGCCUCAGAUGCCCCUAACCCCGAACAUCCGAAAGUUAUGUGUGGAGCGCUUGCAUAGUAUCCUAGUUGAUGCUGAACAUUGGAUGUCUUCUCAAAAGUCAAGAAGUAAUAAGUCCAGUGCAGGUGGAUCAACCGAUACAGCGAAAGAAGAUGAAGUUUCUGCCGUAUCUGCUGCAUCAUAUUGUUUGAGCCUUCAUGAGUCUCCGGCUGCCGUUCUUGUGCAGCCAUUGAAGGAGGAAUCUGCAGAGUCUAUUAAGAUCCUUCAUCAGACCGUGUCUACGAUAUCCUCAGCAGUUAAAUCCGAUACAACUGGCAAGUUGAGGCGGUUAUUGGCAAUGAGGGGUCUUCUUUCAAAUUUGCUACUCGAGUCUUUCCUGGAACCAGGCUCCACCGAUGAUAUUGCAGCUGAGCUUGUCAUCUGCUGUAGCAGAGCCUUUCCCGACUUGCCAGAGCUGGCGAAAAUUGCACCUCCAGUUGAGGAGGAAGAAGACAAUGAAGAAGUACCUCCAGUGAUGGAUGUACUUCUUGAUGUUUUAUUGUCGUUGCUAGCAAAAUCGUCAACUCCGAUUCGCAAUGCAGUGGAGCAGGUGUUCAAAGUGUAUUGCGACGACCUCACCAGUGCAGGAAUGGCAGAUAUUCUGCGAAUCAUAAAUAAGGGCUCUAGGUCAGGACGCCAUAAGUCCAUAUUAGACGAUGAUGAGGAGGAUUCUGAUGAUGACGACGACGAUAUCCUAGAGGACGAGGAGGACGACGAAGCGGAUGGCAAUAUAGGGAAAGUGGAAGGAAGUCAGGAAGCAAAAGAGGAGGAAGAAGAUGACGACGAAGAUGACGAAGAUGACGAAGAUGACGAAGAUGAAGAUGAUGAAGAAGAGGAGGAUGUGGAAAUGGGCGACGGCGAUGCUCAAACGAGGACUCUUCAGCAACAAAUGAGAUUCAAAAGACCUGGUGAGGACUUGGAUGAUGAGGCAGAGAGUUCUGAUUCUGACAUCUCGGAUAUGGACGACGAAGCUAUGUUUAGGGCAGAUGUCCUGCUGGCGAAUGUGUUGAAGCACAGAAAAGAAGCAAAUAAGAACACUGCUCAAACCCAGUUAACUCACUUCAAGUUUAGAGUCCUAUCUUUGCUGGAACAUUUUCUCCAAAAGCAUCCCAGCAGUUCCCUAUGUUUGCUCGCAGCAGAAAAUCUUCUGAAGGCAUUUGUGGUUGCUAUGAAUCAAUUGGGUACAGCACCUGAGGAAAACGAGGUACUUGUCAAGCGGUUAGAAAGUAUGUUGAAUAGCAAGGUGUUGCAUACAAAGAAAUAUCCCAAGGGGAAGGAUGUCGACUUGCCACUUGCUAGGUCAUUAUUGAAGAAAGCCUUGAAAUUAUCGUCAAGGUCAUCAAUCAAGAGGGUUCGAGUACUAGCGCAGACUUGCACUUUGUGGACAUUUAAGGUCCUGCUAGGAAAUCUUCCAGAUGUAGAAGAAAAGUGCGACUCAGAGACGUUGGAUCUUCUUUUCUCUGCUUUGGACGACUACUUCACCCAUAAGAAGUCACGUCUCGCUGGAUCCUUUUUUACCGAGCUGUUCCGACGAUACCCAGUUCUUGGUAGGUGUUCUAUCGGCAAGCUAAUGGAGAAGUGUGGAAAUGGCCGGACAGAGUUUAUGAAGUGUGAGGCUAUGCGUCUUCUCACUGAGAUUCUGAAACCAGUCACGUCUGGUAAAGGAAAAAAGACAAUCAAUGGGGGUGAUGAACACAAGCUACUUGUGAAAGCGUUUGAGGAGCACAUGGGACCACGUGGUUCAUCUAUUUUAUCAACUGUUCAAAAUCCUCCGGAGAGGGCUGCGUACAAAUUCAUCGCUCUUCAAUUCUGUAGUAGUUGCAUUGACGCUUUUAGAAUGCUCUACCCACAGAAAGGACUUCACGCAGUUUUGGAUACUGAAGCUCUCUUGGCGGGUCUUAAAGCCGUAGAUACUCCUACCAAAGGAAAACUACAGAACUUAAUUACCAAGCUUGUGAAAGUAGUCGCAGAAGAUCUAGCCAAGAAUCCAGGCAGAAGUGGAUCAGCAAAAGGAGACGGAAACAAGACUUCUUCGAAAAAGAAAUUGAAGGCAGUAGAGGUGCCUAUGGAGGUUGAGAAUGUAGUGACUCCUUCGAAGAACAAGGGUAAGAAUUUGAAGGAAGAUAGGAUGCCUUCCAAGAGGAAGAACGCUAGGGACAGCCAAGUACAAAUGGAAGUUCAGGUAGAGGAGACUCCUUCCAAGAAGAAAAGUAAGAGUCCUAGUUCUAAGAAAGUGAAGGUCUCCAAAGAAAGCUGAUACUUCAGGUUUAGUUUUUCCUGCACUGCAAGCCUGCCAGGGUUCCAAUUUUGCUCUUCUCAAUGGGGUUUAUUUACUUACUUUUGUAACAAUGAGACAAAUACCUUGCUUCUCUGUUCGUAUCUUUUGAUGCCUAA